AUGGAUAAAGUUGGUAUUUGCAAACAGGAUGUGCUCCAGAAGAAAAAGAAUGCUGUCUUGGUGGAUGGGGUCAUCUUAAAUGGUCCAAUAAUGGACUCAAAAGCAGGAGAGAAGUUUGUGGAAGAGGCCUGUAAGAUUAUAAUGGAAGAAGUGAUCCAGAAAGCUAAUGACGUCACGGAAAAGGUUUGUGAAUGGCGGUCCCCGGAAACACUGAAGAAGAUUCUUGAUCUGGAAAUGAGAGACACUGGAGAAUCUCAUCAGAAACUCUUGCAACUCUGCCAGGAUGUUAUACAAUACAGCGUCAAAACCAGUCAUCCAAGAUUUUUCAAUCAGCUGUAUGCUGGAAUAGAUUAUUACUCAUUAGUGGCUCGUUUCAUUACCGAAGCAUUGAACCCAAGUGUAUACACAUAUGAAGUAUCCCCUGUGUUUCUGUUAGUGGAAGAGACAGUCAUCAAGAAAAUGAUUGAGUUCAUAGGCUGGGAAGAAGGUGAUGGCAUAUUUAAUCCAGGUGGCUCUGUUUCUAAUAUGUAUGCUAUGAACUUAGCAAGAUACAAAUUUUGUCCUGAGAUAAAAGAAAAAGGGCUUUCAGGUUUGCCAAGACUAGUCCUGUUCACUUCGGAAGAGUGUCAUUACUCCAUGAAAAAGGCAGCCUCUUUUCUGGGUAUUGGUACAGAGAAUGUUUACUUCAUCAAAACAGAUGAAAGAGGUAAGAUGAUACCUGAGGAACUGGAGAAACAAGUCCAGCGGGCCAGGAAAGAGGGGUCAGCACCAUUUCUUGUCUGUGCUACUGCAGGCACAACAGUACUGGGAGCAUUUGAUCCUCUGGAUGAAAUUGCUGAUAUCUGUGAAAAGCAUGGCCUCUGGCUUCAUGUAGACGCUUCUUGGGGUGGCUCGGCUUUGAUAUCAAGGAAGCAUUGCAGACUUCUUCAUGGCAUCCACAGGGCUGAUUCUGUUGCUUGGAAUCCCCAUAAAAUGCUGUUGGCUGGAAUCCAGUGCUGUGCUCUUCUGGUGAAAGACAACUCUGGCCUCCUGAAGAAGUGUUACUCUGCCAAGGCUGCGUACCUGUUCCAGCAGGACAAGUUCUACGAUGUCAGCUAUGACACUGGUGACAAGUCCAUUCAGUGCAGCAGGCGUCCGGAUGCAUUCAAAUUCUGGCUGAUGUGGAAGGCACUGGGAACCACAGGCCUCGAGGAGAGAGUGAACAGGGCACUGGCUUUGGCUAGAUAUCUAGUGGAGGAAAUUAAGAAAAGAGAGGGAUUUCAGCUUCUUCUGGAGCCGGAGUAUGCAAAUAUUUGCUUUUGGUACAUUCCACCGAGUUUAAGAAAAAUGGAGGACGGACCUGAAUUUUGGCAGAAGCUACACGAGGUUGCUCCUAUAAUUAAAGAAAGAAUGAUGAAGAAAGGCAGCAUGAUGCUUGGGUACCAGCCUCACCGGGGCAAAGUCAACUUCUUCCGCCAGGUGGUGAUCAGCCCACAAGUGAGUCGAGAGGACAUGGACUUCUUGCUGGAUGAAAUUGAACUGCUUGCUAAGGACUUGUAG
Messenger RNA from Cygnus atratus (black swan), 1539 nucleotides. RefSeq names its product glutamate decarboxylase like 1 (gene GADL1). Gene Ontology annotation, molecular function: pyridoxal phosphate binding; carboxy-lyase activity. NCBI's taxonomy places the organism in Eukaryota, Metazoa, Chordata, Aves, Anseriformes, Anatidae. Gene Ontology annotation, cellular component: cytoplasm. Gene Ontology annotation, biological process: carboxylic acid metabolic process. The transcript is spliced from 15 exons. The record is from RefSeq and is a predicted model, not a curated record. Bases 1 to 1539 code for a protein of 512 amino acids.